AUGUUCCGACCAGCAUUUAGAGCGGCAUCUGCUGCUAGAUCAAUUCCCAAAGCACAGAAAAUCGGACGACGUUUUGCGAGCACAUCAUCUGCGAAGUCUGGAAGCUGGAAGGGAACUGCUUUGCGAUGGACUGCAGCUGGAGCGAUUGUCUACUACUACAAUACAGCAUCAGUGUUCGCAGAAGAACCCGCAUCCGAACAGCGGCGAGCACAGGCUAGAGCAAACCUUCAUGCCUCACAGCUCCAGGAAAAGACAGAAUCGCCGCAGACAGUGGCUGUGUCAGAUGGAGAACCGGCUGCACAAGAAGGCGCCGGCGCAUUAGAAGAGGAAGCCGACCAACAGGGCGCAUUCAACGAGGAGACUGGGGAGAUCAACUGGGACUGCCCGUGCUUAGGAGGAAUGGCACAUGGCCCUUGCGGGGAGCAGUUCAGAGCAGCAUUCAGUUGCUUUGUGUACUCCAAGGAGGAACCUAAGGGCGUGGACUGCAUCGAGCACUUCAAGACGAUGCAAAACUGCUUCCGAGAUCACCCAGACAUCUACGGAGCGGAACUAGACGACGAGGAAGUAGCAGAAGUCCAGGCUGAAGAGGAUCGAGCGCAGGUGGCCCUCGCUCAGAGGAAGGAGUCGACGGAAAGCAGCCCUGAAUCAGCAAUCAAAGGACAUGAUGUGCCCGCACAAACUGUUAAGCAGACAUCAGAGCCAGUCAGCGAUACGGAGGAACUAGUGCCAAAGGCAUGGCAUGAUGGGCGGAGCAGCACGGACAAGUGA
Pseudocercospora fijiensis CIRAD86 is the source of this 768-nucleotide messenger RNA. RefSeq lists its product as uncharacterized. Bases 1 to 768 code for a protein of 255 amino acids. Lineage: Eukaryota; Fungi; Ascomycota; Dothideomycetes; Mycosphaerellales; Mycosphaerellaceae. The record is from RefSeq and is a predicted model, not a curated record. The transcript is spliced from 2 exons. Gene Ontology annotation, molecular function: protein-disulfide reductase activity. Gene Ontology annotation, biological process: protein import into mitochondrial intermembrane space. Gene Ontology annotation, cellular component: mitochondrial intermembrane space.